AUGCUGGAACUGGCUGUCGUCGUGUGCUCGACGUCAGGAAAACCUGUUUUCUACUCUGUGGUCUCAACUUCAUUAUCAACGACGUGGACAUCAGCAGAAGACGAGACAUCGUCCAUUAGUUCGUUCAUGAGUUCACUUCAAGGUCUCCUGUCGUUCGUGGUCUGUACGCAAGUGGAAGAGCUGCAGGAACUCGAAAGCGAAGGACGUCGCUGCGUGUUCUACAGCACCGAAAGUCUCACUUUUGCUGCCAUUGAACGGGACGUUACUACCAAGGACACUAACAAGAGGACGGUGACAUGCUUUUCAUUGGAAUGUCUGAAGCAUCUGCUGCACUUGCUGCAGACUCACGUUCGGUUUUUACUGAGCGAUCGAGGGCUCACUGUGCUGCAGAAACAGCCGAACUAUGACUUACGCCAACUUCUCGAUGGAACGGAGCAAGUUACGAGGUCUUUGACGGAACUUUGGGCAGUGAAUCCGACGCUGCGAUUCAAGGACUUCGGUGUGCCGUUCGUUCGGCUGAAACUUGCGCGACGACGGGAAGUCACGAGGAUUUUGGCGUCAGUUAAAGCAGAGACGGAGCAGUUGACGUCCACGAUGAUCUGUGGGUUGUUGCUAGCCAAGGAAAAGGUGGUGGCGAUUGCACAGCCAAAGAAGAAGCGGUUUAACAUGCUCGUGGAUGACCUUUUGCUGCUCCUCAACUUCGUUUACCACACACCAUCACUAGCAAAGUUCGAAACGUGGACGCCCAUCUGCUUGCCUCACUUCAAUGCUCGAGGAUUUCUGUACGCGUACGUGACUUUCUUGACGCCAGACGUGUGUUUGCUGCUGCUAAGUAGUCACCAAUCAGUCGAGCAAUUCCCGCACUUUCAGGCGAAGAAAACGUUCAUAGCGCGGCGUCUCGAAGACAGUGGGGCUCUGCAUGAUAUUGAAAGUUCAGUGAGGAACCAUUCCGAGUGGCGACCUCAUUCGGAUCUACCACUGCUGCAGCACUUCAUCUACAAAAAUGAACUCACGGGCGAGUGUGCUGAGCCCGCGUUGGGGUUUCCAUUCGACGAUGCAGAUUUCCACACGCGUCUGCAGCUCUUGACCCAGUACGCCACGAUACACCACUUGAUGUUCCCGAGUCCAGCUGACCCUCAAACUCAAAAGAGUCAAGUUCUAGGCACUCGCCUUUCGUCAUUGCAAGAAGGCACGGCAGCACGAAUGGUAUACGAGCGCAGUGACACGGGUCUCUUUGUGGGUAUGUGUAGUGCUGACUACCGGCUGCUCGUCUGGUUCGACUCACACGUGACAAUUUCUGACGCCCGGAAGCAAAUGCAAGUGGUGCUCGAUCGAGUAAGCCACGAUGAAGAGCUCAUGUCCGUUGCUCUCUUCAUUUCCAGUGGUGAAUUAUCAUAG
Messenger RNA from Peronospora matthiolae, 1398 nucleotides. The record is from the annotation of a GenBank genome assembly. Lineage: Eukaryota; Oomycota; Peronosporomycetes; Peronosporales; Peronosporaceae.